UGCAGCUGCGUGCACGAGAGAGAGAGAGAGAGAGAGAGAGAGAGAGAGAGCGCUCGCUUGGUCGUUUCUCUUCUAGCGUCACUUCAUCUGCGGCGUCGCGCGCUAACGAUUUUCUCCUCCUAUCCUGCAUCCGUUUCUAUUGCGCGACUUCUCGCCUUGGAACCACACGCCUGCACUCAUCUUCUAUUGUAACUCAAACCGAAAAACAUACACGGGCUUUUCUGCUCCUCCUUGUUAAAGAGACACCAUGGGGAAACAGAACAGCAAGCUGACCCCUGAGGUGCUGGACGAUCUGGUAAAGAGCACAGAGUUUAAUGAGCAUGAGCUGAAGCAGUGGUACAAGGGCUUCCUAAAGGACUGCCCCAGUGGUCGCCUCAACCUUGAAGAGUUCCAGCAACUAUAUGUGAAGUUUUUCCCCUAUGGUGAUGCAUCAAAGUUUGCCCAACAUGCAUUUCGGACCUUCGACAAAAAUGGAGACGGCACCAUUGACUUCAGGGAGUUUAUCUGUGCUCUGUCCAUUACAUCCCGAGGCAGUUUCGAACAGAAACUCAAUUGGGCCUUCAACAUGUAUGACCUGGAUGGAGAUGGCAAGAUCACACGAGUGGAAAUGCUGGAGAUUAUUGAGGCAAUCUACAAAAUGGUGGGCACUGUGAUCAUGAUGAAGAUGAAUGAGGACAGCCUUACCCCUGAGCAACGGGUCGACAAAAUCUUCAGCAAGAUGGAUAAGAACAACGAUGACCAGAUCUCUUUGGAGGAGUUCAAAGAGGCAGCAAAGAGUGACCCAUCCAUCGUAUUACUGCUGCAGUGUGACCUGCAAAAAUAAAAGUGGCGUCUGAGUGAAACGCCAGAGACUGCACCGAAGAUCAAUGUUCCAUUCAGUUUGCAGCUAUUUCCACUGAAAAAAAAAAUGCUUGGACUACCUUUCAAUAGAUCUGCUUCCUGUGUUUGAAACACUUGUGUGCAUGAGAAUGUUCUUUGCAAACAAAUUUUAGACAUGCACGGACAGAAGCACACACACACACAUGCACAGUACCGGCUGUCACAAACACACACACAGUUCAGAUAGAUCUAAUAGAUACAUAAAGUUCAAAUAAACUGCCAAUAUGUGAAGUGGGAGAACAUACGUCCCAUACAGUUUUCAUUCACUUGGAACUUAAGCAUCACUGAUGUGCUCUACUGAAUUAAGCAACUAUUUAUUGUACAACAUUAUUGAUGCUAGCUAAAUGUAUCAUAAUACUGUUUAAUGUCAAACAAAAUCAGGUCCAUUGGUAAGAGUAUCUAUUUCAGAUUUUCCAGUGAUAUUGUCUGAGCAGACAUUUACAUAUAUAUUCAUUCAGAAAAGUGAAACUGUGGGUCUGUAUAACUGAAAUAUUAGGAGGGCCUGUUUACUACGAUAUGCAAAGACUGAUGAUACGAGGGAUGUAUUUUAUAAUUUGUUUAAUUAUAACUUAUUAUAUUAUCAGUUUGAACUUACUGGCACUCGUGGAUUCUCAAAUACUCCCUGUGCAGUAUUUAUCUCACUGUGCACAACUGAUCAUCACUGAAAAAAAAUACAGAUUAAUGUAUUUAUACUAUAUAAAAUAUGUAUACUCCGAUUGCCCAAUAACACUAUGUAGUUUUAAAAAAACCCUUACUCUUAUGUGCAGUAUGGUACCAUUUUAAAUCAUUUGAAUGCCCUUAAACUGAAUAUUUUCCCAUAUACACUGCAUAUCAUUUUGCAGAUGGAUUACACAUGCUGCUCUGUUAAAGAGAUCUUUAUAUAGUGUUCCUGUCUCUCAUUUAAUUUGACAGACAACAUGAGAGUAUAUUACAGUUAAAAGGUUGUAUUUUGCUCAAGAUCUGGUAUUUUAUUGUCUACCCAGAAAGGUUUUAAAUGUUUUUUUAAUUCUUGCAUAUAACAGACAACGUAUGAGGGUUUAGGAAAAUGUAGUUUAAAAAACACCAUUAACAAAUUGUUAGUGACAAGUUCAGAAACUUUUCCUAGUCUGCACUGUUUAUUCAGCUCACAAGUUUGAAUUCAUGUUAACAUUAUGUAUGUUAUUAAUAAAAGCUUUACACAUACUGUUUUACAUAAAAUGUUUACUCACCUACCACCAAAUUUGUGCAAUGGCAACUGUUUUAAUUUUCGAGAUUAUUUUGUAUAUGUUGCAUGUAUAUGUGCCCCUGAUGCCAUGGCUGCACUACAUCCUGUGUUGUGAUUUAAACUAAUAAAACAGUAUAUGGGCCUUUU
Hemibagrus wyckioides is the source of this 2230-nucleotide messenger RNA. It is a transcript of the gene vsnl1a, whose product is annotated as visinin-like 1a. The record is from RefSeq and is a predicted model, not a curated record. Gene Ontology annotation, molecular function: calcium ion binding. The coding region runs from base 248 to 823 and encodes 191 amino acids. Lineage: Eukaryota; Metazoa; Chordata; Actinopteri; Siluriformes; Bagridae. The transcript is spliced from 4 exons.